UUUCAUUAAAACCCCCAAUUUCCAUCCAAUUUUCUAGGGUUUUGCAAUUUGAGCUGCAACAGAACUUCGACAGUCACUGAAUUGCAUUCUCGCUUCAUUCCAAGUUUCCGCCAUGAGCAGAUCAGGACAGCCGCCGGAUCUCAAGAAGUACAUGGAUAAGAAGCUGCAGAUCAAGCUUAAUGCCAACCGUAUGGUAGUUGGAACCCUUCGUGGCUUCGAUCAGUUUAUGAACCUGGUGGUGGACAAUACCGUUGAAGUGAAUGGAAAUGAAAAAACUGAUAUUGGCAUGGUGGUCAUCAGGGGAAACAGUGUGGUUACCGUUGAAGCUCUUGAGCCAGUCGCUAGAGCACAAUGAUUGUACAUGUCUAUGCAUCUGCGCCUUCUAGUUUAGCGUUGCAUCUGUAUUUUUUCCCUCAUGUUAUGUGGUGACGGGUUAUAUGAAUUCGGCAGUUUUAGAUUGAUAAACAUUACCUCAUCUGUGCCCA
Messenger RNA from Salvia hispanica, 485 nucleotides. RefSeq names its product putative small nuclear ribonucleoprotein G. The record is from RefSeq and is a predicted model, not a curated record. NCBI's taxonomy places the organism in Eukaryota, Viridiplantae, Streptophyta, Magnoliopsida, Lamiales, Lamiaceae. Gene Ontology annotation, cellular component: U2-type prespliceosome; spliceosomal tri-snRNP complex; U4 snRNP. Gene Ontology annotation, biological process: spliceosomal snRNP assembly; mRNA splicing, via spliceosome. Gene Ontology annotation, molecular function: RNA binding.